Molecule: messenger RNA, 1945 nt
Organism: Lotus japonicus
Lineage: Eukaryota; Viridiplantae; Streptophyta; Magnoliopsida; Fabales; Fabaceae
Product: WEB family protein At1g12150-like
Exons: 3
Coding region: 396-1769 (457 amino acids)
Source: RefSeq, a predicted model, not a curated record
AGUAUCUCCAUGGGAAUGAAGAAAUUCAGAGGGCGAUGGUGUUCCCUCAUACUUCAGCACACAACAACUGUUUUUUUACUUUACACUUGACAAUUCCUAGGUAGAAGAACCAAACAAGAAUAAUUCAUCCAGGGCCAUACUCCAUGACAAGUUCACAGCAUAGUGGAAUCCGCAAUGCAAAAACAAUAACACAACUUCCAAUACAAACCCCCUUCAUGACAAGUUUCAUAUUUUUGUCUUCACUCAUCCUAAUCCCCCUGCUUUUUUCUCCACUUUCCUCACAAUCUUACAUGCUCUCCACAAUUUACAGAUUAUAAAGUGGAGAUUUUGGGGUACUUUGACUUUCUUGGGACACUGGUGUCUGGAGGUACAUACAUUUUCUGUUCUGCAAAAUCAUGGGCAGUGAGAUUGAUACUAAGUCAAUUGAACCGGUCCGGAGUACUGCAGUCUCUCUGUUUGGAGAUAAAGGUGAUCACAAGAGAUAUCACUCUACAAGAACUAAGAAUGAUUGUGAAAAGGAGCUUGAGGAGUUGACAAAGGAAUUGGCCAACUGCAAGGUACAAUUAGAAGCAAAACAAAGUGCACACAUGCAAACACUUCUUAAGCAAGAGCACAACCAAAAGAUGAUACAAGAGUUGUCUAUCCUGCUGAAGAAAUCUGAUAUUGAAAGGAACAAGUACAUGAAUGAAUGCUCAGAGGGAAGAACUUACAAAGAUGAACUUGAAUCCAAGAAGAAAAAGAUUGCUGAUCUGCACUUGGAAACUGCAAUGUUCCAGGACCAGCUUUCACAUGUUUUAAGUGAAUUGAAGGCCACUCAAAGGGAACUGCUUAAGAAAGAUACAGAGAUUGUUGCUGCUAGAGAUUCAGAACUGAAAGCUUUAACAAAUCUGGAAGAGUUGGAAACCGCUUUGAAGGUUGAAAAGGAACAGAAAGAAGAACUAGUGCAGCAAGUGAAAGAGCUUAAUGAAGUCAUUCACAGGUCAAAACUUGCUGCCAUUGUAAAUGAGGAAGAGAUGUUUGCUAUAGUGUCUGAGAGAGACCAGAAAAUUGAGUCAGCAACAAAAGCUACUGCUCAAUUACAACAACAGGUAGAAGACAUGAAAGAGCAUAUAAAAAUGCUAAAGCAAGAUAAUGAAGCACUUUUUUCAACUAAGGUUUCUGGUUCAAAUUCCAUAAACAACUUAAACAUUGACAUGGAGCUAAAGGAAAGACAGAUCAUGGAGCAAUCUGUUUACAUUGAGAAAUUAGAAAUGGAACUAAAUCAAUUGAAAAAAGAGCUUAGUAGUGCAAAGGAGGAAAUGAAUGGAUUGAAUAUUUCUAAUGAAUCAUUCACAAGUGAGUUGAAAGCAAUUAAUGGGAGAGACGUUGGAGCACAGGUGGAGAUUGCACUGCUGAAAUCUCAGCUUCAGGAGCAAAGGUUUGCUUACAAGAAUGGAUGUGAUGAUGACAUUCAAACUGAGAAGGCAAUUCAAGUUGAAAACCAGUUUGAAAUAUCAUUCAUGAAGAAGGAGCUUGAAAAUGCAUCAGCUAAAAUUGCAGAGUUCAGGGCGCGUGCCGAACAAGCUAUUAGCAGAGCUGAGUUAGCAGAAAAUGGUAAAGCAGCAUUGGAGGAGAGAAUAAGGAGACACAAGGAAAACAGGCUGAGAAGGAAGGCUGCUCUAAGUGCACUUAAGGAAGAAUCUACUCCUAAACCAUUUAGUCCUUCCACUUCAUAUGGAACACCUGGAUCAUACCAGCCAUUAGGUAAGGUUCUCAAUAUGAGGUUGUAAAAAGUUGUUUACUUUAUUAAUCUACUAUGUGACUUUUGCCUCUUGUCAGUUACAACUAGUUUUGCUAUUCCUGCAAUAUGUAGCAGGAUCAGUGGUUUGGUAUAUUUUGUAUUGCAUAUAUUUGUAUCUUAUCUUAAAGACAGUAUAAGUGAAAGAGCAAUCCUAUUUUCACAUCA